Messenger RNA from Enterobius vermicularis (human pinworm), 789 nucleotides. NCBI's taxonomy places the organism in Eukaryota, Metazoa, Nematoda, Chromadorea, Rhabditida, Oxyuridae. The record is from the annotation of a GenBank genome assembly.
AUGUGCUAUUUUAAGAGCAUAAUACGUGAUGUCCAGGACGAAUGGUUAGGUCAUUUUGCGCUGCUUGUGGCGCCGCACGGAACCUUUACGGAUGAAGGUCAAAAGGCUUUUGAGAAAGUUGUUGCUCAUAACGAUAUUUCUGAGGGUUCCGCAGAGAUCCCCAAGCGUGUUGACGGACAAAAAACUUUUUAUGUGUUAGAUCCCGGCGGUGAUCUGACUGAUACUCAAAAUCGCUUGUCCAAAAUGUUGCAGCAGUACGUAUUCUGGAAGGGCAUUGUAGGACAACCUCCGAAGCCUGAAGAACUUCGCCAGUAUCUUCAAAAUAAUGAUUUUUUUUUGUAUAUGGGACACGGAAGUGGUGGUCGCUAUUUUGGCAAAUCUGUGAUAAGAAAUAGCGAUUGUAGAGCUGUGUCACUCCUAAUGGGUUGUUCAAGUGCUCGAAUUUUACAUGAAGGUGAUGGGUUUGAUGGUCAAAGCGUGAUAUACGAUUACAGUAUUGCACGUUGUCCUUGUUUAGUUGGCUGUUUGUGGAUGGUGACUGAUGGCGAAAUAGAUAGAUUUCUCAUGGCUCUAGUUAAGCACUGUUUCAGUAAUUCGACUGGAGAUUUUGGGGAGUCUUAUCGUUUGUUGAUUGACGCCGUUGCUUAUGCCAGAACUGCAUGCAGGUUACGCUAUAUGACUGGUGGGGCUGUGGUUUCUUAUGGACUUCCUAUUGUUGCUAGAAAUAUUGUUGCUUUCUGUAAUAAUGGAAAUAUUGUUCCCCAGUUACCAGAGCCAGCAAAUUGCUAG